Astyanax mexicanus (Mexican tetra) is the source of this 2758-nucleotide messenger RNA. RefSeq names its product biglycan b (gene bgnb). Lineage: Eukaryota; Metazoa; Chordata; Actinopteri; Characiformes; Acestrorhamphidae. The transcript has 8 exons. The record is from RefSeq and is a predicted model, not a curated record. Gene Ontology annotation, molecular function: protein binding. The coding region runs from base 289 to 1407 and encodes 372 amino acids.
UCGCUCUCGGUACACACACCCUCACACACUCUCUCACACACACUCCGUGACCUGAAAAGGCUGAGACACUUUUUUGCAACUUUAGUUUUUUUUCUCAGCUGUAAAAAAACUUUAUAUUAACAGUAACUUUGUAACGCGGAAGAGAUUAAGAAGAGUUUAGACUGAAUUCUGACAACGAAAGGGAUUAUUUCAGAAGAUAAGGCUAAACAGUUGGGAUUUUGCAUUUUUAACCCAAGGAUUACAGGUCAGAGUGUGUGAGUGUGUGUACGCUCUGCUGGGGUCUCAGUGAUGUUCUCCCACUGCUCUGUCCUGCUGCUGCUGAGCGUGUUCAGCCUGACCCCCCUGUCCCUGGCAUUGCCCUUUGAGCAGAGGGGCUUCUGGGACUUCGGCAUCGAUGGCGAUGGUGGAGGCCUGAUGACAAUGAUGAUGAGGGAUGAGGAAGAAGGCUCAGCUGUGGAAGAGCUGCCACCACCAGAAUUUCCUGUAUGUCCCUUUGGGUGCCACUGUCAGCUGAAAGUUGUGCAGUGCUCAGACCUGGGUUUGACCGAAGUCCCCAAAAACAUCCCUGCUGAGACCAAGCUGCUGGACCUGCAGAACAACCGCAUCAGCGAGCUGAAGGAGAACGACUUCAAAGGCCUCGCCAACCUCUAUGCUUUGUCAUUGGUCAACAAUAAAAUCUCGAAAGUUCAUCCCCGGGCCUUCAUACCCAUGCAGCACCUGCAGAAGCUUUAUUUCUCCAGGAAUCUGCUGACGGCCAUUCCAAAAAAUCUGCCUCCCUCGCUGGUGGAGCUGAGAAUCCAUGAAAAUCGCAUUAAGAAGGUGGCCGAGGGGACCUUCUCCAGUCUGGGCAUUAUGAACUGCAUAGAAAUGGGUGGGAACCCCAUUCAGAACAGUGGCUUUGAGCCUGGAGCUUUCAAAGGCCUAAAGCUCAACUACCUGCGCAUCUCAGAGGCCAAACUAACUGGCAUACCCAAAGACCUUCCUGAUAACCUCCAUGAGCUGCACUUGGACCAUAAUGAGAUCCAGGCAAUCGAGCUGGAGGACCUGAGCCGCUACAAGCACUUGUACAGAUUGGGCCUGGGCAACAAUCGCAUCCGCAUGAUUGAGAACGGCAGCCUGUCCUAUUUGCCAAACCUCAGGGAGCUGCAUUUGGAAAACAACCGGCUGAGUCGCGUCCCCAGGGGCCUGCCUGACUUGAAAUACCUGCAGGUGGUCUACCUCCAUUCCAACAACAUAAGCCAGGUGAACGUGGACGACUUCUGUCCCCGUGUCUUUGGCACUAAGAGAAGCUUCUACAACGGCAUCAGUCUUUAUGCCAACCCUGUCCAGUACUGGGAGGUGCAACCUGCAGCUUUCCGCUGUGUGAACGACCGGCUCGCCAUUCACUUCGGAAACUACAAGAAAUAGUCACAAGAAGGACGAAAGAAAGAGCUCAAAAUGAUGGAUACUGGACAAUGUAAACCAACUGAAGAUAGGAGGAGCCAGUGAGGAGGGAGGGGGGUUAUAAAAUGCACAAUAUACUUAGUUAAGUUAGUGUGGUCUUGAGGCUAAAGAAGACAGUCCGAAUAUAGAUUGGGGUUUUGUCAUGCUUAAAUGUGGGAAGAAUUCAGAGUGUGACUGCACAAACUGACUACGUUCCAAAGCAUAUUCACUCAACCAUUUAAUGAACUGGGAUUUAAAACAUGGCCAAUUUGCACACACAUAAAUGUUACUAUUAUUUUAUUAAAGGGCUUCUGUAAAGGGUUUCCUAGGCUAUGUUCAAACUGCAGGCACAUCAUAUUUAUGUCUAAAAUCAGAUCUGUUGAGAUGAAUCUCUGCACUGUUAUUUGGCAGAGAUCAGAUUUGCAUGUCCGAACAUCACACAUAUCUGCAUUAAUGUAAUAUCAAGUUUGGCAUCAGUAAUUAAUCACUGGUGUUUUUUUAGAUCCCUGCAUUUCUGUGAUUCUGGAAUUGAGACCAUUGAUGUGAGACACUGAAAUUUGAGCUGAGCAACCAGAGCAUACAUAUUGGGACACAUCUUUACAAAUUCAAAUCUGGUUUAAAAUGUGAUUUCUGGCUGUACAGACUAUGAAAAAUCAAUCUGGAUGUAACCUAGAUAUGCCAGUUUCUAUAUUGUCGAUAUCAGAUUUGGACCUGCAAUCUGAACAUAGCCUUGAUUUCCCAAAUAUUUUCAACAGUAGCACAAUUCAUUUAUAAUCUUAUUGAUAUUAAUGUAAUUAUUAUAUAUUAAUUAUAUAUUAUUAUUGAAAUUGACUCUCAUAAGAGGUUAAUUACAGAUUUUGAUGUAAAGUUUGUCAACGAGUGUCUUUAGGGGAGAAGCUUUUGAGCCGUGCUUCUUGUGCUUCAGGAAAGUGUUCUUCACUCAAUCAGUACUGUAUGUGAUAGAUAAGCACAUGCCUUAUUCUUCAGUCUGUCGCUUUUUUUUUUAUCAAGCAGUCUUUAAGAAAUCCAGGCCAAACAACCCUAUCAUGGAUGUCACCCAGCCUUGGACCUGGAUACAGGACUGUCUUUUCCAAUGUAUUUUUUUGCACAAUGUCUCUCCACAUUCCACGUGUCCUUCUGAUGCUCCUGUUGCUGGUGUUUCUGGGCGGUUUGACCCCGUGGUUGUGGUCACCCCGUGAGCAUGCUUUGUACUCUGCUGCUCUGCCGCAUGUUAAGAAUAAUAGUAAUAAUAAAAAGUUCAGCUUGACUUGAAGAGCAAGAAUGACAUAUGAUCCUGGUCUGAAAGCUGUGACAAAUAAAACAUAAUUUAACACAA